Molecule: messenger RNA, 555 nt
Organism: Quercus lobata
Lineage: Eukaryota; Viridiplantae; Streptophyta; Magnoliopsida; Fagales; Fagaceae
Exons: 1
Coding region: 1-555 (184 amino acids)
Source: RefSeq, a predicted model, not a curated record
AUGCCACUCGAGCAAGUCCUUAUGCAAAUCAAGGACGAUCCUUCCUUGAAAUGGCCGGAGAAAAUGAAGGAAGACCCCAGUAAGCACAAUAGAAAUAAGUAUUGUUGCUUCCAUAGAGAUUAUGGGCAUGAUACGGAUGAGUGUUUUGACUUAAAGCAGCAAAUUGAUAAUCUCAUAAGGCAAGGAAAAUUGAGAAAUUUCCUUGGACGAGACCACAAGGAUGAGAAGUUGAAAGGGAAGGUGGAAGAAUUGUCGCGACCACCGCUUGGAGAAAUAAGAGUUAUUAUAGAAGGAAGUUCAGUAGGCCAGUCGUCCAAGUCAAGGAAAACAUAUCUCAAGGUAGUGCAGAACGUUCAACUAUCUGGACGAACAUUAAGGACGAGGAACACGGAUGAACAAGCCAUCACAUUCACAGAUGAUGAUGCUGAAAGAGUUCACCACCCCCAUGAUGAUGCCAUUGUCAUCACUUUGCUUAUUGCUGAUUAUACAACAAGAAGGGUGUUAGUGGACAACGGAAGCUCAGUAGAUAUUUUGUAUUAUUCAGCUUUUCAAUAG